GGCCAUGCAUCACCCGCGGGUGCAGCAGCACUUCAAGCGCGGGCAAGAGUGCAUGCGGGACGGCAACUACGAGCUGGCAAUCUCAGCCUUCACCACGGCCCUGCUCGACUCGCAGAACGAUCCCGAGUUCCGGCUGCACCUCGCGCAGGCGCUGCAUGCCAACGGGCAGUACAAGGAGGCGCUGCAGCAUUUGGAAGAGUGUGGCAAGUUCAUCUCGACCGCCGCCUACUACGAUGCUCGGGCGCAGACCGAGGCCAAGCUCGGACGGUUCUCCGAGGCCUUCCGCCACCACAAGAAGGCCAUCGCCAAGGAUCGCAAGGACCCUGCGCUUGGCGAGUACUACUUUCAUCGCGGGCAGAGCUUUGCGGCGUCGGAGCAGUUUAUCAAAGCCCGCAACGACUACAACAUGGCAGUCAAGCUUGGAGUCUCGGGCGCCAACGUCCACUUUUGCCGCGGCCUCGUCUACCGCAAGCUCGCCACGCCUGAAGACCUCGCCAAGGCUGUCGAGUGCUUUGAGACUGCGGUCUCGUUCAACGCGCGCAAUCCGGCGAUCCACAACAACCUCGGCCUUGCGUACUUUGAGCGCGGCGACUUUGCCAAGGCGAUCAACUGCUUUACCGCCGCCAUCAAGUUUUCGGGACUGGCUGUGCCGGGCGAGCUCUCUCGCGAUGCGCAAAAGGCGUUCUACCACAACAACAAGGGACUUGCGCUCUACCGGCUGGGCCAGCACUCGGCAGCCAUCUCCGAGUUCCGCGAGGCCAUUGCGCUCGAGGGCUCAGACCCGUACUUUUACCUCAACCUCGGCAAGUGCCUCCUCGCUACCAAGCGCUUUGAGUCGGCCCACGAAAUGUUUGACGAGGCCAUCUCCAUCAACCCCUCGGUGGCACUCUUCUACCACUCCAAGGGCUGGGCGUUUCAGAUCCAGGAGGACUACGAGGCCGCCAUCAUCCAGUUUGAGCUCGCGCUGGGGCAGGAGCCGGCCUACGUCCCGUCGCUCUACCACAUCGGCCUCAUGUACCACGCCACCCUCCAACACGCCGCGGCCUACGACUGCUUCACCAAGGUCAUCCGGCUGGUGCCUGAGGAUCCGCGUGCCUACGAGCGCCGCGGCAUGGUGCUGCAAGACGAGGGCUCGCACGAGCAGGCUCUUGAGAACUUUGACACCGCCCUCGAGCUCGAGCCCGAGUACAUGUCGGCGUACUACAAUCGCGGCAACUCGCUCCUCCACCUCGGCCGCUACCCGGCUGCGCUCCACGACUUUUCCGAGGCGCUGCGGCUCGGCGACGCCGACCCACUUGUCUUCAACUGCCUCGCGCUCACCAAGAAGGCCGUGGGCGAGUGGCACGAGGCCGUUGCCUACUUUACCCGUGCCAUCCAGCUCGAUCCGCACAGACCAACUUUUCUCUUCAACCGUGGGCAGUGCUACGUCCAGAUGGGCCUGUACAAGCGCGCAGUGGCUGACCUCAAGCUCGCCAUCUCGUUUGACAGCAACGAUCCCAAGCUGACCUACGUGCGCGGUCUCGCGUACUACGGGCAGUCCAAGUACAAGAAAGCCGUCAACGACUUUGUCGACGCCCUCAACCACGGCAUCGACGACGCUGUCGCUCCCGACUGUCACUACCACAUCGGGCUCUGCUUCUGUCACGGCGGCAUGCACGCCGAGGGCGUCCGCCACUUUUCGCUGGCUCUCUCGCUGCGCUCGGACCGCAUCGAGUAUCUCCACGAGCGCGCAAAGGCACUCCAGCUCAUGGGCUGCGAGGAGGACGCCGUCGCAGACUUUACCGCCGUCAUCGAGGCCCAGCCUGGCAAUGCCCACGCAUACUUUCGCCGCGCUUUUGCCCUCAAGGCUAUGGAUCUCAUGGAUGCUGCCGCCGCAGACUUUGAAAUGGCCGCCCGUCUCGAGCCCGACAACCCGCGCCUCGCCGUCAACUUUCACAAGAUCCACGCUAUCGACUGCAUUGUGCUCUGCAAGCCUGGCGAAGAGGCCAUCAACGCGCCAUCGACACUUGCGGACGUACUCGCCACCACAGACAGCUCCAUGCUUGCCCGCUUCUCGCUGGACAACCGCGAGAUUGUGCGGCGCCCCGAGUCGUCGACGGGCUGGCAACAGAGCUGAGCCAAGUAACACUCGCAAGUAGCUACGGC
This is a messenger RNA of Thecamonas trahens ATCC 50062, 2145 nucleotides long. RefSeq lists its product as uncharacterized. Gene Ontology annotation, molecular function: protein binding. The coding region runs from base 5 to 2116 and encodes 703 amino acids. The record is from RefSeq and is a predicted model, not a curated record. Lineage: Eukaryota; Apusomonadida; Apusomonadidae. The transcript has a single exon.